UUCCCUCCUCUCUGUGCCAGACGGAGCAGCAGACGCGCUCAGACAGACAGAAGGUUAAACAUGGAUCCAAACACGACGAUUCUCAGAGUCAAGAGAAAAAGGGGGAUCGACCCCGCAGAUGCCUUGCUGCUGGCAUGUAAGCGUAUCCGUCCAGAGCCGUCCCAGAGCUCAGGAGAAACGGUACCGGAGCCCAACGAGGCCGAGAUAGAAAACUCUGUCUUCAAACUCGUGGCGACCGUCGCGACGCAGGAUGCUCCUGUUCAGACGCAGGUCCGACAGGCUCUGGCUCGGCCUCGUAUGGCCCACCCACUGCGCCCUUCUGCUGCGAGCAAGCAGCGGAUAGUUGGAGACCUGAGGAGCACAAAGUGGAGUACACGGAGGGAAGAACGCUACAGAAUACUGUCAAACCUCCGUACAGGGGUGUCAAGCCCAGCUGAGCACCCAACCCCCCAGACUGAUGCACCAGAGGGUGCAGAGGAGACUGGGAAAGAGCAUAAAACAUGUCUGGGUGAAAUCCAGGUCGUAGAUCUUGUACAUGAGGAUGCAGAGGAAGAACAGGAAGACAAGCCUUCUGGCAAAAUGCUGUCCUCAGAUCCAGAAGUGAUCCUGUGUAACAACAUGAAGAUGCUGCGGGAACGUCUGAGCAUAUCUGGAGAGAGACUCGGAGAGGACCAACAGGAGCAGGAGGCCGACUACGUCUAUGACCUUUACUACCAGGAGACGGUCACACCGGGCUGGAUCCAGGACAUCCUGUCUGUCAGGGCCUACGCCGAUGAGGGAGAACUGGUGCCUGAUGUGGUUCACGAGGAGGAGGUGUAUGAAGAUGAAGACGAUGAAAACGAGGAAGGCAACUGGAGGAAUGACUACCCCGAUGAAGGAAGUGACGCAGACAGUGACCGAGAGGAGCGCUAUGGUGGUUACUGGGAGGAGGAGCACUCGUACAGCAGGAGGAGCUGGGAGCACUACCAAAGGGAGGUGCUGCAUGAGCUGGGCCGCCAGGGUGAAGAUGAGGAUGAUGAUGGGGACAAAUAUGAUUCAGAUUGAUCAGGUCUCCUAACCCACACCUGUCAGUGUAUCCUCCAAACAUCCCUUUUCACAAACCCCACGCUCCGUAGCACUCUGUAUAGCUGAGGGGAGACGUCUGCAAGAUCAGCAUGGAACAGAACACUCAUCAGAAUUUAUUACAGUUAAGUGAAACUGGGGCGGCAUCUGCUAUACCCC
Labrus mixtus (cuckoo wrasse) is the source of this 1221-nucleotide messenger RNA. It is a transcript of the gene slc7a6os, whose product is annotated as solute carrier family 7 member 6 opposite strand. Gene Ontology annotation, biological process: developmental process. Bases 61 to 1044 code for a protein of 327 amino acids. NCBI's taxonomy places the organism in Eukaryota, Metazoa, Chordata, Actinopteri, Labriformes, Labridae. The transcript is spliced from 5 exons. The record is from RefSeq and is a predicted model, not a curated record.